Molecule: messenger RNA, 1881 nt
Organism: Fulmarus glacialis (Northern fulmar)
Lineage: Eukaryota; Metazoa; Chordata; Aves; Procellariiformes; Procellariidae
Gene: RASGRF2
Product: Ras protein-specific guanine nucleotide-releasing factor 2
Exons: 11
Molecular function (GO): protein binding; guanyl-nucleotide exchange factor activity
Source: RefSeq, a predicted model, not a curated record
GUCCAGAGCUUUAUGCGGGGCUGGUUAUGUAGACGAAAAUGGAAAACAAUUGUCCAAGAUUACAUUUGUUCUCCCCAUGCAGAAAGUAUGAGAAAAAGGAACCAGAUCGUUUUUAACAUGGUGGAGGCUGAAUCUGAAUAUGUGCAUCAACUUUAUAUUCUUGUGAACUGUUUUCUGCGGCCCUUAAGAAUGGCUGCAAGUUCAAAGAAGCCGCCUAUCAGUCACGAUGAUGUUAGUAGCAUUUUCCUCAACAGUGAAACAAUCAUGUUUCUUCAUGAGAUAUUUCAUCAAGGCUUAAAAGCAAGAAUAGCUAAUUGGCCUACCUUAAUCCUAGCUGACUUAUUUGACAUUCUGCUGCCAAUGCUGAACAUAUAUCAAGAAUUUGUUCGGAAUCAUCAAUAUAGUCUACAAGUACUGGCAAACUGUAAGCAAAACAGAGAUUUUGACAAACUCUUGAAGCAAUAUGAAGCCAACCCAGCAUGUGAGGGCCGAAUGCUGGAAACUUUCCUUACUUACCCUAUGUUUCAGAUUCCUAGAUAUAUUAUAACACUUCAUGAACUUCUGGCUCACACACCACAUGAACACGUUGAGCGAAAAAGCCUUGAAUUUGCUAAAUCUAAACUAGAAGAACUUUCAAGGGUGAUGCAUGAUGAAGUGAGUGACACAGAAAACAUCCGGAAGAAUCUAGCCAUAGAAAGAACGAUAGUAGAAGGCUGUGAUAUAUUACUAGAUACCAGCCAAACUUUUAUACGCCAAGGUUCCCUUAUUCAAGUCCCUUCAGUUGAGAGGGGAAAACUUAGUAAAGUUCGUCUGGGAUCAUUAUCUUUGAAAAAAGAAGGAGAAAGGCAGUGCUUCUUAUUUACAAAACAUUUUUUAAUUUGUACAAGAAGUUCAGGAGGAAAACUGCAUCUGCUCAAGACAGGAGGUGUUCUGUCUUUAAUAGAGUGCACACUGAUCGAGGAGACAGACGCAAGUGAUGAUGAUUCAAAAGGUUCUGGACAAGUGUUUGGACAUCUUGAUUUCAAGCUUGUAGUUGAACCUACGGAUGCGCCUCCUUUUACCGUUGUCCUUUUAGCCCCAUCACGACAGGAGAAAGCUGCAUGGACAAGUGAUAUAAGUCAGUGCAUUGAUAAUAUAAGGUGCAAUGGUUUAAUGACCAUAGUGUUUGAAGAAAACUCAAAAGUCACGGUGCCACAUAUGAUCAAAUCUGAUGCUCGUCUUCAUAGAGAUGACAUUGAUAUCUGCUUCAGCAAAACACUGAAUUCCUGCAAAGUACCCCAAAUCCGUUAUGCAAGCGUUGAGCGCCUUUUGGAGCGGCUAACAGACUUGCGAUUUCUAAGUAUUGAUUUCCUGAAUACGUUCCUACAUACUUACCGCAUAUUUACUACUGCAGCUGUUGUACUGGAAAAACUUUCAGACAUAUACAGACGGCCCUUCACUUCCAUUCCCGUCAGGUCUUUGGAGUUAUUCUUUGCCACCAGUCAAAACAACAGAGGAGAGUACCUGGCUGAUGGGAAGUCACCACAUCUCUGUCGCAAGUUUUCUUCUCCUCCUCCGUUGUCACUUUCCAGAACUUCCUCACCUGUCAGAACCCGAAAACUCUCGUUGACCUCACCACUGAAUUCAAGGAUUGGUGCCCUUGACCUCUCUACUUCAUCUGUGGCAAGCAGUCCUACCUCAACCUACAGCCCGGCCACCUCCCCCCCGCCAACGGGUAGCAAAGUACCGCUGGACCUUAGCAAAGGGCUUUCCUCUCCUGAGCAAAGCCCUGGCUCCAUAGAGGACAGCUUGGAGAACCCUCGUGUUGACCUCUGUAACAAGCUGAGGAGAAGCAUUCGAAGAGGUAUUCUAUACCCACAGAAUACUGAAUGUUACUUUUGA